Betta splendens (Siamese fighting fish) is the source of this 7168-nucleotide messenger RNA. It is a transcript of the gene myof, whose product is annotated as myoferlin. The coding region runs from base 181 to 6441 and encodes 2086 amino acids. NCBI's taxonomy places the organism in Eukaryota, Metazoa, Chordata, Actinopteri, Anabantiformes, Osphronemidae. The record is from RefSeq and is a predicted model, not a curated record. The transcript has 53 exons. Gene Ontology annotation, biological process: membrane fusion; plasma membrane organization. Gene Ontology annotation, cellular component: membrane.
UUCCCCCUCAGUCUCGCCAUCGGAACCGGGAGGUUUAUUCCUUCGCAUUCUUCGUCCGUCCCGUGUGUGCUCAGUGAUGGGCUAGUGAGAAAGACAAAGCCCGGCGGACCUGUCUACACUUCUUACAUGUUGUUUGCCAAUUUAUGAUUGAACUCCUUUAUUUUAAUACACUUUGCUGCCAUGUUGCGCGUUUUGGUGGAAUCGGCUAAAGGUUUGCCCAAGAAGAAGAUCGGAAGUCCUGACCCGAUCACAAGUGUGACUUUUAAAGAUGAAAAGAAAAAGACUAAAGCCAUUGACAACGAGCUGAAUCCCGUAUGGAAUGAGGUGCUGGAGUUCGACCUGAAGGGCUCGGCCCUGGACUCCGGCUCUUUCAUAGACGUGGUUGUGAAAGACUACGAAACCAUCGGGAAGGACAAAUUAAUUGGCUCAACCAAAAUCUCUUUGAAGGACCUGGCCUCAGGUCAGCUCCGAUCUCUGCCUUCCAAAAAUGUGCCUCUGGCCAACGAAAGUGGACAGAACACUGGAGCCACAAUAAACCUCGUGAUCGGCUACGAUCCUCCAGCCAACGCUGCUCCCAGCCCCAACGACCCGCAGGCCGGAGGCGCCGCCGUGGACGGCGGUGGCGGCGGCGGCGAUGAGACGCUGCCUGAUGGAGGCCCGAGUGGUGCGCCGGGUCCCUCCACCCCCGGCCAGCCGGUUAAUCUCCGCCAGAGCCUGGCCAGGUCCCAGAACCGCUCCAGACUGGCCAACAAGCCCCAGGACUUCCAAAUCCGUGUCCGCGUCAUCGAGGCCCGUCAGUUGCCCGGCAACAACAUCAAACCGGUGGUGAAGGUCAACGUGGCCGGACAGACGCACAGGACGAGGAUCAGGAGAGGAAACAACCCCUUCUUCGAUGAGAUGUUCUUCUAUAACGUCCACAUGCUGCCGUCAGAGCUGUUUGAUGAGAACAUUAGCUUUCGGGUGUACGACUCCUACUCGCUGAGGGCGGACAGUCUGAUGGGCGAAUUCAAACUGGACACGGGAUAUGUUUAUGAUGAGCCAGCUCACUGUGUCCUGAGGAAGUGGCUUCUGUUGAACGAUCCCGAUGACUCCAGCUCUGGGGCUAAAGGGUACCUCAAAGUCAGCCUCUUCAUCGUGGGGACCGGCGACGAGCCUCCGAUGGAGAACAGGGAUUCCAACGACGACCAGGACGACAUAGAGAGUAAUCUGCUGCUGCCAGCGGGCGUGACGCUGCGAUGGGCCACCUUGUCCCUGAAGGUCUUCAGAGCGGAAGAUGUCCCACAAAUGGAUGAUGCGUUUGUCCAGAGUGUGAAGGAACUGUUUGGAUCAGAGGAAAACAGGAAGAAUCUGGUGGAUCCUUUUGUAGAAGCCAGCUUCGCAGGCAAAAAGCUGUGCACUACGAUCAUGGAGAAGAAUGCAAACCCUGAGUGGAACCAAAUACUAAGGCUCCAAGUGAAGUUCCCCUCCAUGUGUGAGUGCAUCAAGCUGACCGUCUUCGACUGGGAUCGUCUGACAGCUAAUGAUGCUGUUGGCACCACGUACCUGAACCUGUCCAGGAUUGCCUCCUCUGGUGGAGAGGUCGAAGCCACCACGGGGGAGUCCGAGGUGGGCUUCCUCCCCGUCUUCGGGCCCUGCUACAUCAACCUCUACGGCAGCCCCAGGGAGUUUACCGGCCUUCCAGACCCCUACGACGAUCUCAACUAUGGCAAGGGAGAGGGAGUGGCGUACAGGGGCAGGGUCCUGGUUCAGCUGGACACCAAGCUGGAUGGGAAGGUGGACAAAGCGGUGGAGAGCAUCAGCAGCGAUGACAUCCUGGUGGCACAGAAGUACCAGAGGAGGAGGAAGUACUGUCUGUGCGCUGUCUUCUACAGCGCCUCCAUGAUUCGGCAGCCUGGAGAGCCAAUCCAGUUUGAGGUCAGCAUCGGUAACUAUGGCAACAAGCUGGAUAACACCUGCAAACCGUUGGCAUCCACCACUCAGUACAGCUGUGCUGUGUUUGAUGGGAACCACUACUACUACCUGCCCUGGGCUGACAAUAAGCCGGUGGUUGUGGUGAAUUCGUUCUGGGAGGACAUCAGCCACCGCCUAGAUGCAGUCAACAUCAUCCUCUACAUCACACAACAUCUGCAAUCCAACCUGGAGGCAUUUAGGACCGCCAUCUUGGCUAAAGUCUCCGACAACCAGCUAGCUGAGGUGUGGCUGAAGUUGCUCAAUCAGCUGAUUGAAGACAUAGAAAGCUUCCCCACGCCUCAGCUGGAGGGCCACGACAAUCUGACAACGCUGGACCUCCAGCUCAAGAAUCUGCGCGACACUUCUCUGGCCACCAUCAAGGAGGCAGCCCGGCGCAUGCGAGAGGAGGCCCCGGAGAUCAGCGAGACGCUGUCUGAUAUUGAAGCCUGGGAAGACAAACUGAAACAGCUGACUGUGGAGCCCCAGAACAGCAUGCCUGACGUUAUCAUCUGGAUGCUGCGGGGGGAGAAGAGGGUCGCCUACGGCCGCAUCCCCGCUCACGAGAUCCUGUUCUCCACCCACAGUGAGCAGGCCUGUGGUCAACACUGUGGCAAGACUCAGACGGUCUUUUUAAAGUACCCCAUGGAUAAAAACAAGGGCUUAAAGGUGCCAGUUCAGGUUAGAGUCAACAUGUGGCUGGGUCUCUCUGCACAUGAGAAAAAGUUCAACUCCUUCUCUGAGGGCAACUUCAGCGUGUUCGCUGAGUUGUACGAGAACCAGGCCAAGAUGUUCGGGAAGUACGGGACAACAGGCCUGGUGGGUCGCCACAAAUACUCCGAUGUGACGGGCAAGCUGAAGCUGAAGCAGGAGUACUUCCUGCCCCCCAGAGGGUGGGAGUGGGAGGGCGACUGGUUCGUCGACCCAGAGAAAGGUCUGCUCACAGAAGCGGAUGCGGGGCACACCGAGUUCAUGGACGAAGUCUACCAGAAUGAGACCCGCUUCCCUGGCGGGGAGUGGAAGCCUGCGUCUGAGCCGUACACCGACGUGAACGGGGAGAAAAGCCGCAGCCCUACAGAGUUCGAUUGUCCUCUAGGUUGGACCUGGGAAGACGAGUGGACCGUGGACGUCAACAGAGCCGUGGAUGAUCAAGGCUGGGAGUAUGGAGUGACCAUACCCCCCAACGACAAACCCCAAGCCUGGGUCCCUGCAGAGAAGGUUUACCACGUCCACCGCAGGAGAAGGGUGGUUCGACCGCGCAAGAGAAGCGCUGUCCCUGCAGGGACCCCUGUGGAGAGGCGGAUUCAAGGUGACCCUGAGGGAUGGGAGUUCUCCUCACUGAUCGGCUGGAAGUUCCACAGAAUGGAACGCUCAUCCGACACGUUCCGUCGAAGGCGCUGGAGGCGGAAGAUGGCGCCAGGAGACCGGCUGGGGUCCUGCGCCAUUUUUCAGCUAGAAGGGGCAUUGGUAGGAAUUCCAGCAAGAUCACUUCCUGUUUUAAUACGUCUCUCAAUAUGGAGGCAUUUAAGAUGUGAUCGGUUUACCUUGCAGGGUGUUGAUACUGAGGAGAAGGAGAAAGGCUCAAAGGAAGAUUCCACCAAGCUGUUUGGUGCCAACACUCCCACUGUGUCGUGUACUUUUACCAAGUCUUUCAGGUACCAUCUUCGUGUCUACAUCUAUCAGGCGCGUAAUAUGAUUGCUAUGGACAAUGAUAGUUUUUCUGAUCCUUACGCCCACGUCUCCUUCCUGCACGUGAGCAAGACAACAGAGACGCUGCGGGCGACGCUGAACCCGACCUGGGACCAGACCCUGAUCUUCAAUGACAUCGAGAUCUACGGGGAGCCGCAGCAGGUUGCGAACCGACCCCCCAAAGUCGUGGUGGAGUUCUACGACAGUGACCAAGUGGGAAAGGAUGAGCUGCUGGGCCGCACUGUUUACAGCCCACUGGUGAAGUUGACCCCAGGCACAGACGGGACGCCUAAACUACUGUGGCAUCCCAUCCUCCAAAAGGGUCACAAGGCCGGCGAGGCUCUGGUGGCUGCUGAACUCAUCCUUAAAGACAAGUCGGGUAAGACUGACCUUCCCCUAAGUCCCCCAAAGAGAGCGGAGAACCUCUACAUGGUUCCCCAGGGCAUCCGGCCCGUGGUGCAGCUCACUGCCGUGGAGAUUCUAGCCUGGGGCUUGAGGAACAUGAAGCCGUACCAGCUGGCUGCAGUAACGUCCCCCAGCCUGGUGGUGGAGUGUGGAGGGCAGAGGGUGGAGUCUGUCGUCAUCAAGAACAUGAAAAAGAGCCCCAACUUUCCCAGCUCCGUCCUCUUCAUCCGAGUGCUGCUUCCUAAGGAGGAAAUGUACACGCCUCCUAUUGUGCUGAAGGUGAUCGACCAUCGUCCGUUCGGCAGGAAGCCUGUGGUUGGCCAGUGCACCAUCGCCUCUCUAGAGGAGUUCAGAUGCGACCCAUACGUCAUCACCGCAGAGGGGGCGAUGUCUUCAAAGAUGGCUCUGAUGAUGGCGUCUCCCGUCAAACACGUCUCUAUAACCAUGGAGGAGUCCAGACCCCUGCUAGAAGCCAAAUUCAUGUACAGCAUGUCAGCUGCUGUCACCAAAAUGGCCACGCCUGCCUCCUUCUUUCAUGUAGAAAAGGAAAAAGAGACUAUUGACUGGUGGAGCAAAUUCUAUGCUUCGACUGGAGACCUGCAGAAAUGCGGUCCUUACCUGAAGAAAGGAUACGACACCCUCAAAGUUUAUGACUGCGAACUGGAGGACGUCGCAGACUUCAAAGGCCUGACCGAUUUCUGCCACACCUUUAAACUAUUCGGAGGCAAGAAUAUAAACGGCGACGAUGACCCGACUGUGGUUGGAGAGUUCAAGGGUUCGUUCAAGGUGUACCCUCUGCCUGACGACCCGGGGGUCCCUGCUCCUCCGCAGCAGUUCAGAGAGCUGCCAGACAGCGGACCCCAGGAGUGUCUGGUCAGGAUUUAUGUGGUCCGGGGCAUAGACCUGCAGCCCAAAGACAACAACGGCAAAUGUGAUCCGUACAUAAAGAUAACCCUGGGCAAGAAUACGAUCGAUGACAGAGAUCACUACAUACCCAACACCCUUGAUCCUUUGUUUGGAAGGAUGUUUGAGAUGACGUGUUUCCUGCCCCAGGACAAGGACCUAAAGAUUUCUGUCUAUGACUUUGACCUCCUCACCCGUGAUGAAAAGGUCGGCGACACGGUGAUUGACCUGGAGAACCGCAUGCUGUCACGCUACAACUCCUACUGUGGCCUUCCACAGACAUACUGCAUUUCUGGCGUCAAUCAGUGGCGGGACCAGCUCAAACCAUCUCAAAUCCUAGAGACCUUGGCCCGUCUAAAAGGCCUCUCCAAGCCCAAGAGUGAAGAUAAUGGCACAUCGCUCACAUUUAAUGGCACAGAGUACACGCUGGCUCAGUUCGAGGACAACAAGGAAAUCCAUCAGCACUUGGGUCCACCCCUAGAACGCCUCAGUCUGCACGUGCUCCGGACACAAAAACUCGUUCCAGAACACGUGGAGACCAGGACCCUUUACAGCACCUUCCAGCCGAACCUCUCCCAGGGAAAGCUUCAGAUGUGGGUGGAUGUUUUCCCCAAAAGCAUUGGCGUCCCCGGACCUCCCUUUGACAUCACACCGCGCAAGGCUAAGAAGUAUUUCCUCCGUGCUGUUAUCUGGAACACCACUGAUGUCAUUUUAGACGAGACCAGCAUCACUGGAGAACACAUGAGUGACAUCUAUGUCAAGGGCUGGAUGCCAGGGAUGGAGGACGACAAGCAGAAGACCGAUGUCCACUACAGGUCCCUGGACGGAGAUGGCAACUUUAACUGGAGGUUCGUCUUUGGUUUCGAGUACCUGCCGGCCGAACAACUCUGCCUUGUGUCCAAGAAGGAACAUUUUUGGAGUCUUGAUAAAACUGAGUUCAGGAUUCCCCCCAGGUUAACUAUUCAGAUAUGGGACAAUGACAAGUUCUCACUGGAUGAUUACCUUGGCACAGUGGAGCUGGAUUUGCGUAACCUUGUUGCUCCCUCCAAGACCCCAGAGAAAUGUUCUCUCAAUAUGAUGGAUGUUCUGGAAGCUGGAGCCCCACACAAGACAGAUCAUGCAAAGUCUCUGUUUGCCCAGCAGUCGGUCAGAGGCUGGUGGCCCUGUUCCUUAGAACAGAAUGGGAAGAAGACCCUCGGUGGCAAAGUGGAGAUGACACUGGAGAUCGUAAAUGAGACAGAAGCAGACGAGAGACCGGCAGGAAAAGGCAGAGAAGAACCCAACAUGAACCCAAAACUGGACUUUCCCAAACGGCCAGAAACAUCCUUCUUCUGGUUCACCAACCCAUGCAAGACCAUGAAGUUCAUCGUAUGGAAAAGGUUCAGGUGUCUCUUCAUUUGCCUCAUCAUCCUCAUCAUAGUGGUUCUCUUCCUUGCCAUCCUGCUGUACUCGUUACCGAAUUACAUUUCAAUGAAGAUAGUGAAACCUCUGCAGUGACCCUUCAGUGGAUGAGCAGUGGAUCGGUGAAAGACUACCCACAUGAUCACAGUAACCCCAUCUUAUGUUCCUGUCUAGUUUUUUACAAAUGGGGAGGGGACAAGGUAUCACUUUAUCAUUGUAUUUUAAAGUAAGCUCCACACUGAUUUAUAGACUGGGCGUUGAUAUUUGAAGCCACCGAACCAAUACUUUUAUCACUAACAUUUGAGCAGGCACAAAAUAGAAACAUGACUGUAAAAGCUUUGGACACUGUGUUAAGAAGGUGUUAUUUCAGUUCUUCAGGGUUUGUUUGUGGUUCUUUUGUGUUCUUAGGAUUUACUCACACUUUGCUCUGUGGUCUACAACAGUUUUACACUGUUCGUAUAUGUGAACAACAAAACUAUUCUAUGCCCUAUCGUAUAAAUGUUCUAUUAGAAAGCUUCCAUUCUUCUUAUUACUCUACCGCGACAAUUGCACCCGUCCUGCUCGUCCUGUAUACUGGAGCCAGCCCCUGAUGCCACCGAGCAGCAGGCAGCCUGCACCCUUAGCAGGCUGACCUGCAGCCACACAGACAAAAGAUGUGCAAACUCUGCACAGAAGACUGCUAACUAAUGUUGUGAGUUGACUCUGCUCCCACUGCAGCACUUCGUCAAAAACUGUGGGAAAACCUGCCAAUCUCCAUGUAAACACUGUUAAGUCUUGUGUAACGUUUUCACGAACCUUUUAAAAUAAAUAAUAUCAAAUAUGA